Messenger RNA from Dreissena polymorpha, 2146 nucleotides. RefSeq lists its product as uncharacterized. The record is from RefSeq and is a predicted model, not a curated record. The transcript is spliced from 2 exons. Gene Ontology annotation, biological process: intracellular signal transduction. Bases 240 to 1322 code for a protein of 360 amino acids. Gene Ontology annotation, molecular function: protein binding. Lineage: Eukaryota; Metazoa; Mollusca; Bivalvia; Myida; Dreissenidae.
CUUUCUGAAAACGAGUGUUUUUCUUCCAUAUGAUAACACGUGUUUCGAUAUUCUAAGAUUGACAUUCAACCAAUUAAAAACUGUUAGUUUAAAUGAAUCGUUCAUGCUGACUAAAGUGAGAAACAGAAAUGUUCAACGAAAUCGUACAUCCAAUGGAACCUAGGUCUAGGAACAUUCGGCUUCGCCCUGGGCUAGCCUAAGUACAGUCAUACAGUUUAAAAUUGCUGGUAAAGGAGAAUAUGGAAACAAGUGUUAUCAGGCAUUUGAAAAGUGAUGGGACAGUGACAAACCUUAAAAGCCUGAUGGCCAGUAUAACAGCUGGUGAUGAGAGCACCGUCAAUGAAUUGCUGACAAAACUUGAUGUUCGAAGACUAAACAAACAGUGUCGAGUGAACUAUUGCAGGUAUUCAGAUAUAACAGUGACACCAUUGCUAUGGGCAGUGAUUCUUCGGAAACAUGGCAUCAUUGAGUCUCUUCUUCGCAAAGGCGCGAAUCCUGAUAAGGCAGGCAGCUAUUGUGAGAUAUCCACUGUCUUUACAUACACUCCUUUGUUGAAGGCAGUGGAACAUGUAGACUUGCCAAGUAUUGAUAUGCUACUGGAGUAUGGGGCAAAUCCCCAAUUAGGGGUUCCAGGUCCAAGGCAGUUAGAGGAGGAAGGGGGAUCUGCUCAGUGGAAGGGGACAGACCCCUUGAGAUUGUCAAUGGCUAGUGGGACAUUGGUGUUUAGAAAGUUGCUUGCUUGUGCAGAUCUGUUUAGAGAGCAUGGCGAGAAAGGCCAUGUUUGCUUAUGUUACGCAAUUAAGUGUUUUACGACUUACGGAGGGUCUUCACUAUACAUUCAGUAUGUGAUUCAGCAUGGUGGAACUGUUUGUAAAGGAAGGUUUUUCAGAGGCAAUGUUGAAUGCGAGAUACUAAAGUCGCUUAUUUCCGGUAGUGUCACGUUUGAUUGUGAUAACAGUGACUUAGAAAUGAAAUUUAAAUCGUUAACUGUCCAUGAGCAUUAUGUACCAAUUGUUCAGUUGAUUCUGAAUACUGACUAUGUGCAUUCCUCUUCCUGUAUAUACAGAACUUUAUCAGCUUCCAUUCUGUUGAAAAACAUGUCGUCUCUUGUGUCAUGUAGCAAUGAAAAAUCAAAAAAAUAUAUCACCUGGUUAACUAAGCAUCUUUCUAACCCAUCAGACUUGAAGCACAUCUGCAGAAUAAAAAUCAGAAAUUGCAUGAAAAGAUUCUCACCUGAAAUAUGUGAUGAACUGCCAUUGCCUGCAGAACUGAAGGAGUAUUUGGUGAUUGGGUAUCACAUGCAAAUUGCUGCAAAUGACUGAACAUCUUUAUCAGGACUUGUGGCAAACUUGAUGAUGAGGCUAGCUCGUUAAGUUUGUACCAUGGGGCCAUGGCGUUGAAUCCUCAGACAUACAAGACAGAAAAGACAAAUACUGUCCAACAAAUACAACAUCCGCAGCUGUGCUGAUUUCAUGCUCAUAACUGCAAACUGUCAAGUUCAAGCUUGUAACAGCUCUUAAGUAUGUCAAGACUCAUAACAUCUCCAAACUGUGUCAAGUUACAGCUCAUUACGGCCCCCAACUGUGUCAAGUUUCAUCUCAUAACAACUCCAAACCCUAAAAGAACAUCUCCAAAUUGUGUUAAGUUAUAGCUUGUGUGUUUCUAGUAGCAGCUAAAUAAAACAGCUCUAAACUGUGUAAAGUAACAGCUCAAGUUCUAAACCAAGUCAAAUUACUGCCGCAUAUUUUGAGUGGUGUUUAGAAAAACCAUAUAAUGAAAAAAAACAACAGCUGAAGACUUUGAACCAAGACCCCAUGCUGCACAGUGAGUCUAGUAUCAGUCACAACAAAACUGUAAGUCUUAGAUUUGUUUAUGUAAUUCAGAUGCAAGUGUUGCUCAAGUGCCUUCUUCAAUGGUAAGCAAGUUGUUGAUACUUUGUUAUCAUGUAUGCUUAGUGUCUUUAAUAUGGUAUUGUUAUCAACUUUUGAUUUUUUUGUAGCUUUUUUCGGCACUUUGUGAUGAGAAGUUUCCAGUCCUAUAUAGCUUUUGAUGACCUGUUUGUUCAUUCUGCCAUGUUAGAGUUUAUCAUGGCUUUUUUGCUGAUUUUAUACCUGUUAUAGGUCAAAUUGCCAAUGACAAAACAUAU